Molecule: messenger RNA, 792 nt
Organism: Phoenix dactylifera (date palm)
Lineage: Eukaryota; Viridiplantae; Streptophyta; Magnoliopsida; Arecales; Arecaceae
Source: RefSeq, a predicted model, not a curated record
AUGCUGAUGCACCUAGUUCAAGAAUACCGGGAGAAAGCCCGGAGGUGCCAGAGCGGCUAUGAGGAGGCCCAGAGAAGGUACAUGGCCGCCGAGGCGAAGUACCAAGCCUCCGAAGAGAAGUACCAGGCCUCUGAGGCCGAACAACGGGUGCUCCAAGAGAAGGUCGGAGCAUCCGAUGAAAGGAUUCGAGCUCUGACCGCCGAGCUCGAUGAAGAGAAGGGCGCGCACGCAUUGGCAAGAUCCGAGCUGCGCGCCGCGGAGGCUCGAUUGGCUAAGGCCGAGCAGGCAUUGGCCUCCCGCGAGCAGGAGGUGGGAAAUGCCCGCCUCCGACAUUCGAAGCUCGAGCAGGAGCUGAGGGGCCUCGAGCGGAGAGCCGCUUACCACGAGGCCCGGGAGAUAGAGGCCCGGGAGAACGCCCAAAACGCAGUGAAGCUCUUCCGUGAGUCGGAAGAGUUUCACGAACUCAUGGCUGAGGAGGGCGUGAAUGGGCUGAUCCAAGGCUUCCGGGAUUUCCGCAAUCAGUUGCGGCGGCUUCUCCCAGAUUUUGAUGUUAACCUGCUCCAGCCGGGAGCAGGGAGGGCGGAGGCAGAAGCAGAAACCCCGGAGGCGGAGGCAGAAACUUCGGGGGCCGAGGCGGCCGCAGCUAUCCCCGAAGUGACCGAGGUUGCCCCCGAGGUCGCCCCCGAGGCUACUCCUAUUGUCGCCGAGGCCAUCGAAGAGGUCCCGGCAGCCGAGCCAACCACUCCUAGUACUGCCGAGGCCGAGGUGGUCGAGCUUGAGCCUCCGAUGUAA